GAGGAUGAAAGUGCAAGCGGUGAGUUAUCAGGCAAUGAAAGUAAGGAGUCAUCGGAAUCAUCUCAAGUUGUGACCAUAAACCCUGAGGAUGACGACAAAUGCGAGCCUAACCCCUGCAGAAACGGGGGCACGUGUGUGAGUAACUACAAUUAUAUUGACGGUUACGUCUGCGAGUGCGCCGAUGACUUUGGUGGAAUUACUUGUGGAGGUGGGUAGUAUGACUCUAAUAGCAAGUAUAACGUAUCAAAAGAACUCUUAAUAGAAGGAUAACAGGUCCAAUCCAAAAACUGCCUGCUCGCCAAACGUUGAGUUUCUGGGGCAUUUGUAAACCUUGUGGCAAAGCUGUUUUAACCUUUGUUAAAAAGUAAAAGUGUCUCGACGGCAGCAAAGAACGACCUGUAUUUUACACUUAAAUUGAUACAUUCGUCGGACAGUUCUCGAUCAAAGUUAAGUCAAGGUGGAGAACGUUGACCCGGCGAUAUGCUGACACCAGUAUUUCUUCUUAAUUUUUGCCAACAGAACUCAAGUGCCGAAUAACACUUCCACGCUUUUCGUCACCUCAGUGCCUCAUAAAGAGAGAACUUAGCAGGCACAUCAAGAAAACACUUAUAAGAUUGACUUCUGCAUCGGACAACCGUUAUUCCAAGUAGGUAGUCCAGAGUAGAGGAUUAAACUUCGCAUAAGCUUCACCUGUAAUGUGACAAUUUCUUCCUCUGUUUAUUCUAUACGCUUGUCUUUUUUCCCCACCCUUUUUUCCCUACCCAACGUGAGGAUGAGCACUUUCACGUUAAGUUUAUGAAAAACGUAGCGAGAGAGAGCCUCUAUCGUUCUCGAAAACAUUAGCAAUCGUUUGAGCAUCUCUCUAUUUGCUGUUUCCCGAUUGCCGUUUGCUGUAAACAAGAUGCUUGACCUCUCUAAUCUAACAACAUGAAAGGCAGGCAAAAGUACCCAUUCCAGGCAGGGUGUUGCUUACUUUUAGUAUCAAGCUCGGAUACCACGUAGAAGGAUACAACGAGUAGGUUGACGGCGAAGGAGGCAGAGCGGGUCGGGGGAAGGUCGAAUCCUCAAGAUUGCACCUUUUUGCAAGAGGUAGCUUAUGGAAUUUAUUUAUAAUAAAGAAAUUAUUACAUACUCUCUCUUCCUUCCUUGUUCCUCCCCUCACCCCACAAACUUCUUUCACUUUCGUGUCUUCCCUACCAUCUGAGUGCUUGGAACAGGCUAUAAAUCACACUAGUCUGGCAACAAUUAGGGUGGUUGCAAGUUGCGAAAAUUUGUUCCAGAAAGUAGAGAGGGGUACUACCUUUUACAACAAAAUUUGUAAAAUGUCUUGUGUUCACGUCUUCUAUAAUGUGUGAAGAUAGGUUUCACGUUUUUAGUAUUCCCAAGAUGGCAAAGAAAUGCACAAGCUACCUUGACUACCCGCUAGUGCAUUUUCACUCUGGUGAGCAGUUAUUGGUAGUCGUGCUUUAAUGUGAUUUCCUUAAGCAGGUCAGAGGAUCUGAUGGUGCCAACGUUGUCAAAGAAAGGCGCAGCGAGCUUUGUUCAAAGUGCGUCUACGGAUCCAUUCACCAUAGAGUGGUACAUGAAAAUGACAGACAACGCUGAUAUCAACAAAGAUCUUGAGUCACACUUUACUCUCAAAGAUCCUCGUUUCCACGAAACACCAACUUUGAUUGACUUUGCAGUAGUAUUUGAAGCCUUCUACAAACAUCACAGGGUAACUAUUUGGUUUUCCGUAGCAUAG
Molecule: messenger RNA, 1744 nt
Organism: Porites evermanni
Lineage: Eukaryota; Metazoa; Cnidaria; Anthozoa; Scleractinia; Poritidae
Source: the annotation of a GenBank genome assembly